Cooperia oncophora is the source of this 1098-nucleotide messenger RNA. The record is from the annotation of a GenBank genome assembly. Lineage: Eukaryota; Metazoa; Nematoda; Chromadorea; Rhabditida; Trichostrongylidae.
AUGAUGAUGUUCACUGUGGGAAAUAUACCAAAUUUGGAUGAAAAGCGAGUCAAGCAAGGCGACGAGUUUUUGCAACACGUUUUGGUGAAGACAUUGCUAAAGGUGGCUACGAAAUACCGUACUGCCUACCUGGCUACGGUAUUCACAGAUUCGUUCCUGCACACUCUUAUCCAACUAGCUUUGGUGAACGAUCCACAGGUGCGACUAGGAACGCAGCAGAUUUUCCAUACGCUUCUUGAUAGGCACGACAACUUGUCUCAUCUAUCGCAUUUGGCGUAUGUUUUGGAUGUGUCCGAUGUGCAGUUGACAGUGGAGAAAUGUUCACGAGCCGAUCAGAUGUUCAUGCGAAAACAUAUCCACGACAUGACGUUGAUGCUGUACAGAGCUGUUAUUUUGGUGGCUGACGACGCGAACCUUCAGCAACAUAUGGAUGCCAUUCAGUGCACCAUGAGCUUGUUGUGCAUAGAAGUUGGAUUUGACGAGACUCUAAUCGAACUAUUCCGUCUGGCAUUCGCAUUACAAUCGCUGGCUAUCGAUAAAUCAAUGCCAUUUUCCGAUGAGAAACGCAUCGCUCUUCAUAAUCUCGUCGCUAAAUACAUGAAUUUGGCUGCUCAACUCAUGGCUAAUCCAUCGCUUUGUCAGCAUGUACAACAGGUAGUCGCUAGUCGUGCCCGUGGUCCUGCUGGUUUGAAUCUAUUGGUAGACGAAGAGCAAGGUGAUAGCCAGGUGAAAAUCGUUGUUGAACCCACCGAAGAGGUAGAAAGGUUCGAACUGGACGAUAUCGCCAAUGUGAAUGGAACGUUGUUCGAUCGAAACGAUGUCGCCGAAUGCCUGAAGGCAGCUGGAAAGGACGUGUCUCGUUUGUCACAACCGUUCACGAUCUCGACGAGUAAGACAGCGCCAGAAGAGGAGCCGGAUCAAGCUGAUGGGCGAUCGUCUCCUGUGCUGCCUAUGGGUUGGUACCUUCGUCGAAUUUCAUCAAUGCACACCACUGGGAUUCCAAUGGAGGGGGUCGCAUUUGAGUCGCUCACGAAAGGGUGGGUGACGAGAGGAGGGGGUUGCAUUCAAGUCGCUCAGGAAAGGUACUCGACCUGCUGA